GCCAUACGCUUCUCUGGCUCUCUCUCGCUCUCUCUCUUGUCGGUGUUGAGAUCUUGCAGCUUCUGCACUCUAAGCCAUACACUACAGCUUCCUUGAAGGUUAAAAAUAAUAUAAAAGAAAAAGAGAUAUGACAACUCUGGUCUAGGGUUUCUUAAUUUAUUUGGAUCUGUACGCUAAGGCAGGCCGAAAGGUCGAGGAAAUGCUAGAGUUAUUGUUCUUGUUACUGGAUUCUCGAGAGGCGCUCGCUGAUUUAUGCUAACUUUUGUGGCGGGAUUGUGGAACAAGGCGGAGGAGGUGGAGGUGCGUAUGAGGGAAUUGGUUGUGGUGUGGAUUUUUUGUGCGGUGGUGAAGGAUUCGUGCAAGAGAAUAGGGUUGAAUUAUGGGCUGUUCAUAAGGAGCAGGGGUAGGUGGGGCAAAUGUGGUUGAUUCUUUUUUCUUAUUGUUGAGGUUUAUUUUUCUUUCUUGUUUUGUUUUUAUCUCAACUGGCCGGAAUAGAUUGUCGAUUGGACAAACGGUUUUAAGUUUGGCGAUUUUGAAAGGGAGAAAGAAAACAAAAUGCAGCAAGAUCAUUGGAAGAAGAAUUCUGUUGAGAUGGACUUCUUCUCUGAAUAUGGUGAUGCCAAUAGGUAUAAAAUUCAGGAAGUUAUUGGCAAAGGCAGUUAUGGCGUCGUUUGCUCAGCAAUUGACACUUACACUGGUGAAAAAGUGGCGAUAAAAAAAAUACAUGAUAUCUUUGAACACAUUUCAGAUGCGGCUCGCAUCCUUCGUGAAAUAAAGCUGCUUAGACUCCUAAGACACCCUGAUAUUGUUGAAAUUAAACACAUUAUGCUUCCGCCUUCAAGAAGGGAUUUUAAAGAUAUUUAUGUUGUUUUUGAACUAAUGGAGUCAGAUCUACAUCAAGUCAUUAAAGCCAAUGAUGACUUGACGCGAGAGCACUAUCAGUUUUUUCUUUACCAGCUCCUUCGUGCAUUAAAGUAUAUCCACACAGCAAAUGUCUAUCAUCGAGAUCUAAAACCAAAGAAUAUAUUAGCAAAUGCAAACUGUAAACUUAAAAUUUGUGACUUUGGGCUAGCACGAGUUGCUUUCAGUGAUACCCCUACAACAGUAUUUUGGACGGAUUAUGUUGCAACACGAUGGUAUAGAGCUCCUGAACUCUGUGGCUCAUUUUUUUCCAAGUACACACCUGCAAUUGAUAUAUGGAGUAUAGGUUGCAUCUUUGCUGAAGUACUAACUGGGAAACCACUCUUUCCUGGCAAAAAUGUUGUUCAUCAACUGGAUUUGAUGACAGAUCUGCUUGGUACCCCAUCAUUAGAUACAAUAUCACGGGUUCGAAAUGACAAAGCAAGGAAAUAUUUAACUACCAUGAGGAAAAAGCAGCUUGUGCCAUUUGCUCAGAAAUUUCCAAAUGGUGAUCCAUUGGCGCUGCGUCUGUUGGAAAGGCUACUUGCUUUUGAUCCAAAAGACAGGCCAACUGCUAAAGAGGCAUUAGCAGAUCCUUACUUCAAGGGACUGGCAAAAGUUGAGAGGGAGCCAUCCUGUCAACCAAUAACAAAGAUGGAGUUUGAGUUUGAGAGGCGAAGAGUUACAAAGGAGGACUUAAGAGAGCUAAUUUUUCGAGAGAUACUGGAAUACCAUCCUCAAUUGCUCAAGGACUACAUAAAUGGAACUGAGAGGACUAACUUUCUUUAUCCAAGUGCCGUUGAUCAAUUUAGAAGACAGUUUGCACAUCUUGAAGAAAAUGGUGGUAGUGGGCCAGUAAUUCCGCUUGAAAGAAAGCAUGCAUCUCUUCCUAGGUCCACAGUUAUACAUGCGAACACGAUUCCUCCCAGAGAGCAGAAUAUCCCUUCAUCCAGGGACCGACAGACGACGGAGGAAACAUACAGCAAAAAUUACCGAGAUUCGGAGGGAACUCGUAUAAAUAUAUCAACCCUGCAGGCUCCGCAAAGGAUUCCUCUGGCCAAACCAGGAAGAGUCGUGGGGCCAGUUGUUCCAUACGACAAUGGAAGUAUGAUGAAAGAUCCCUAUGACCCAAGAACGUUUGUGAGAGGUUCGUUCCUUCCUUCUCAGGCGAUUCCAGGUGCAUAUGGCUACUGCAAAUCUAGCACAGGGAAGCAAGAUAGGUCUGCCUCAGAAACCCAGAGGGAAUUGUGUUCACAAAAGCAAGUCCAGCAAUGCGGCAUAGCUACUAAAUAUGCACCAGAUAUAGCUAUCAACAUCGACUCCAACCCAUUUUUUCUGACCCGGGCUGGAAUAAAUAAGGUGGAACAAGUUGAUGACCGAAUUUCAAUCAAUACAAAUUUGCUGCACGUCAAGGCUCAGGCUCACGCUCAGCACGCUGGGAUCAGCACUCCUGCGACUGUCGCAGCUUCUCACAGAAAAGUUGGUACGGUUCAAUACGGUAUGACAAAAAUGUACUAAAGCAGUGGAAGGAUCAUUGCAGGGCUGGUGCUAAAACGGAGAGAAUUCCAUGUACAGGAAAAUUGAAAACUAGUUUUUGUCAUGAGAAACUGUAUACCGAAGGUAAUAAAGGUGCAUAUGUAUUCUACACAAGAACUCCCAUUUUUAUAACUUUCUUUUUUUUUUAAAAAAAGGAAAAAAAGAAAAAGAAAACCAUGUAAAGCAAGCCUUAAUUUGUCUUCCCCUGUAUUUUACACUAGAGGUAAAGUAAGAGGUUUCUGAAA
Molecule: messenger RNA, 2681 nt
Organism: Manihot esculenta (cassava)
Lineage: Eukaryota; Viridiplantae; Streptophyta; Magnoliopsida; Malpighiales; Euphorbiaceae
Product: mitogen-activated protein kinase 20
Exons: 10
Coding region: 556-2418 (620 amino acids)
Biological process (GO): intracellular signal transduction; protein phosphorylation
Cellular component (GO): nucleus; cytoplasm
Molecular function (GO): ATP binding; MAP kinase activity
Source: RefSeq, a predicted model, not a curated record